AUGAAGAGACAAGCGGGUAUCAGGAACGUUUCAGCCGCAAAUCAGCUCCGCUCCGGGAUACAGUCAACUUAUUCGUGCCCACCCUCUUCUCUCGUAUUACUCCGACCACAUUCCGUUACCCUGAAGCAAACGUCCGAAUUUCAAGGUGACCUCCUUUGUGUUAAAACCGCAGUGAUAUUUCUGUUGCCUAGGAACCCGGGACGUGCAGGGACGGGCCCGCUGCCCGACGCUGUAAACUCCCCUGACCCGAAGCGAGGCACGCGUGAGCAGGUUUACGGGUCCGCUUGCCGUCAGCCCGCCCGGCUGAACCCACCUUGUACACGUCCGGGAAGAUUGGGGGCAACGCUCGACGAUCGCUCGGCAGCUGCACGCAUGGCCUCCCGCAGGCGCCUCCUCCUCCUCCCGUUCUACCUCAGCACACCUGCGUACCUGUUCUCCCCAUCUCCCCACCCUCACCUGCAGAUUCCAGCUAAUCGAUUCCCGGAGAUGCACACCCCUCUGCUCGUGGCUGCCGCGUCAGAUAUCCGGAGUCGCCGUCUGCAUCCCGAUCAGCGAGCUGGCCCUACGCGAGCUGGUCCGGGCCCUCCCAAACGGCACCGACCGGUUCCACGGAAAAAAACAAUUAGAACUGAUCUACGGCGGCCGGCCUUACAUAUUCCUGGCCGGGCGUGUUUCGGAAUGCCGAGAUUUUACGGCUGGAACGCAGCGGCGCUGCAUGCGAAAAGCACAACCACGGUUUCAGCACUACACGGGACAAACCUCCGCAGCUCUUAA
Messenger RNA from Branchiostoma belcheri (Belcher's lancelet), 774 nucleotides. RefSeq lists its product as uncharacterized. The transcript is spliced from 3 exons. Bases 1 to 774 code for a protein of 257 amino acids. Lineage: Eukaryota; Metazoa; Chordata; Leptocardii; Amphioxiformes; Branchiostomatidae. The record is from RefSeq and is a predicted model, not a curated record.